UUUCUUUCGUAUUCCCAACUUCUCUAUUAUAUUCUCAUUCGGAGUUAGUUAUUGCAUUUGCACAUUCAAGUGAACCACACUCUUUCUUCUUCUUAGGCUUUUUUGGUUUGGUGUUAGAUACAAACAAGAUACAGAAUUUGGUUUCCAGCUUUACUUACAUUUCCUUCUCUCCUAGUUUUAACUCUUCUCAGUUGCAAAGAUGGGUGAGAACGCUGCCACCAAGAACCACCACCAAGUCUUUAACGUCUCCAUCGGUAUCCCUUCUCAGAAUGGCUCAGAAUGUUUUGAUGACGAUGGCCGUCUCAAACGAACCGGAACAUUAUGCACCGCCAGUGCACACAUUAUAACAGCCGUGAUUGGAUCUGGGGUUCUUUCUUUAGCAUGGGCCAUUGCUCAACUCGGGUGGAUUGCUGGUCCUGCUGUAAUGUUCUUGUUUUCCUUUGUCACUUAUUACACUUCUGCUCUCCUCACCGAUUGUUAUCGGACUGGUGACCCUGUCUCCGGCAAACGGAACUACACUUACACCGAUGCUGUUGGCUCCAUUCUUGGUGGAUACAAAAUGAAGGCAUGCGGGUUGAUUCAGUAUCUAAAUCUUUUUGGCAUUUCCAUUGGAUAUACUAUUGCAUCAUCGAUUAGUAUGAUGGCAAUAAAAAGGUCUAAUUGUUUCCACGAGAGUGGCGGGAAGAACCCGUGUCACAUGUCCAGCUAUCCUUACAUGAUUAUUUUCGGGGUCACUGAGAUCUUACUUUCUCAAAUUCCAGAUUUUGAUCAGAUAUGGUGGCUCUCAAUUGUGGCUGCGGUCAUGUCUUUUACCUACUCUGGCAUUGGUCUUGGUCUUGGAAUUGCGAAGGUUGCAGCUACUGGAACUUUUAGGGGUAGUCUUACUGGAGUAAGCAUCGGAACAGUGACACAAGCUCAAAAGAUAUGGAGGAGCUUCCAAGCUCUUGGUGACAUUGCUUUUGCUUACUCAUUUUCUGUGAUUCUUAUUGAAAUUCAGGACACAGUCAAAUCCCCACCAGCAGAAGCAAAGACAAUGAAGAAGGCCACUAAAACUAGUAUUGCAGUAACAACAGCAUUCUACAUGCUCUGUGGCUGUAUGGGCUACGCCUCCUUUGGAGACUUUGCACCUGGAAAUCUCCUUACUGGUUUUGGUUUUUAUAACCCUUUUUGGCUUCUUGAUAUUGCUAAUGCUGCUAUAGUAAUCCACCUUGUGGGAGCAUAUCAAGUGUUUUGUCAGCCUAUUUUUGCCUCCAUCGAAAAAUUGGCAAUACAAAGAUGUCCUGAAAACUUCUUUAUUAAGAAGGAGAUCAAAAUCCCAAUCCCGGGUUAUGGUUCUUACAAACUCAAACUUUUUAGAUUGGUUUGGAGAACAGUGUUUGUGGUCUUAACCACAGUAAUAUCGAUGCUGCUUCCUUUCUUCAACGAUGUUGCGGGAAUUCUGGGGGCGCUUGGAUUUUGGCCUUUAACAGUUUAUUUUCCAGUGGAGAUGUACAUUCAACAGAAGAAGAUAUCCAAGUGGAGUAGCAGAUGGAUUUGUCUGAAGAUGCUAAGCAUGGCUUGCUUGAUGAUUUCGACUGUAGCCGGCACAGGUUCAAUUGUUGGUGUGAUUCUUGACCUUAAGGUUUACGAGCCAUUUAAGACUACCUACUAAUGGUUGCUUGCUUUUGUGGUCGAAAUCAAGAAAGAAGCGUCGCUGGUUAAUUCAUAGGUCAAAGAUUUGUGUGGGUUUUCACUUGUUUGAUUUACUUGGUUCAGUUAUUGAUGUUAAAGAAAGCAAAUAUUUUUGUAAAUUAUGCACUAUUUGGAUUUGAAACUGUUGUAAUCUCAAAUUCCGUUUCUUUUGAAGCACUCUGUUCAUUAGUAAAUUAUUUAGGGUUGGACUGUUUCAA
Messenger RNA from Durio zibethinus, 1889 nucleotides. RefSeq names its product amino acid permease 4-like. NCBI's taxonomy places the organism in Eukaryota, Viridiplantae, Streptophyta, Magnoliopsida, Malvales, Malvaceae. The record is from RefSeq and is a predicted model, not a curated record.